AUGAGAGGCCACGUGGUUGCGAAAAAUCAUCCAGUUGUUGUACUCGAUAACAUAACUACUAACCUACCUGCUUGCCACAUAUCAAGAGAGGUUAAGGAUCGUACAUUCAACCUUGUUCUAGCUGAUCCUACUUUUGAUACGCCCGCUCCUGUCGACUUACUAAUUGGUGCUGAUCUCUUUGCCAGUACGCUAAAGGGUGAUGCAAUCCCUCUUGGUGAUGAUAUGCCAACUGCACUGAAUACAGUCUUUGGCUACGUAUUGAUCGGCAAUACACCUGUCGAACCAGUAGAAGGCGUUUCAUCAAUUAAUCUACUGACAAUUACAAAUACUGAUCUUCACCAGUCAAUUCAGAAGUUUUGGCUUCAAGAAAAUGUGCCUGAUGCACCAUCACUUUCUCCAGAUGAACUGAAUUGUGAAACCCAGUUUAGAGAAGGUUAUAGCAGGUGUAAAGAUGGAAAAUUUCAAGUACGUCUACCAUUCAAGCAAUCUCCCUCAGUUCUUGGGAAUUCUUCUUCUUCUGCCCUUUGCAUUUUCAAAUCAUUGGAAAAUCGACUAAACCGCAACCCAGAAUUAAGGAAGAAAUAUGUAGAUUUUAUGAAAGAUUAUGAAGAAUCAGGUCACAUGGUACGUUGUUCAUCACCUACUGCAUUGGAACAACCACAUUUCUUUCUCCCUCAUCAUGAAGUUCUCCGAGGAGAAAAAAUUCGUGUAGUUUUUAAUGCUUCUGCUGCUACCUCCUCUGGUCUGUCACUAAAUCAUAUUCUUCACUCUGGACCAAAACUACACAACGACAUUCCAGCCAUCAUCAUGGGCUUCCGCCAACACCGCAUUGUUUUUACAUGUGACAUUCGUCAAAUGUUUAGAAAUAUUUGGAUCCAUCCAGAGGAUCGUAAUUUCCAAUUGAUUUACUGGCGAUAUGAUGUAUCACAGCCUAUACAAGUAUACAAGCUUACUACUGUCACAUAUGGCAUGGCUUCUUCGCCUUUUUUGGCAAAUCGGGUCGUGCAACAGCUUAUCGCUGAUGAAAGUUCAAACCACCCUCUAGCAGCCAAUGCUCUUCGUGGCCAAAUCUAUGUCGAUGAUGCUUUACUUGGAGCAAAUACCGAAGAAGAAGCUCUAGCGUUGCAGGAUGAUGUAAUUAGGUUAAUGUCUAAAGGUGGCUUUCAACUCAGAAAAUGGAUUUCUAACUGUCAGAACAUACUAAAUGCAAUACCAUCAGAUCACCAUGGCGUACCUCUACAGUUCUUUUCAGAGAAAGAAUCAUCAUGCAAUGUUUUAGGUGUAAAAUGGCUUCCAGAAAUUGAUUCAUUUUCGUACACUGUUACAAUUCCAAAUCUACCGCUAACCAAAAGAGCAGUUCUUUCUGCUAUCGCUCAACUAUUUGAUCCAAUGGGUUGGAUCACUCCACCUUUGUUUUGGGCUAAAGCUUUCAUGCAAGUCUUAUGGACUAAAGGAUUGAAAUGGGAUGAUCCAUUACCAAGUGAAUUAUCUUCACAGUGGAUUUCAUUUCUGAAGGAGCUACCCUCGAUUGCAGAGAUACAAAUACCUAGGCAUGUAGAUACUUACCAAGCAAAAAAUAUCCAAAUUCAUGGUUUUUGUGAUGCUAGCGAAUCAGGAUAUUGCGCCUCAGUGAUUCUUAGAGUUGAAAAGGAGGACCACGGAGUUGCAACCAAUUUGUUGAUAGCAAAGUCUCGUGUUGCACCGCUAAAGCGCUUAUCUCUACCACGCUUGGAACUUUGUGGAGCUCAUCUUCUCUCCAAACUAAUCCAAUAUUGUGUCUCUUGUCUUAGUACAUACUUAACGAUCAAUGAAGUGUUCGCUUGGAGUGACUCAACUAUCACUUUAUCAUGGAUACAUACUCCUGCCUAUCGCCUCAAAACCUUUGUCUCCAAUCGUGUGGCAGAAAUUCAAGAAACUUCUACCCCAAUUGUGUGGUCUCACAUCACCUCAGAACAGAACCCAGCUGAUUGUGGAUCUAGAGGACUACUCCCUUCGCUAUUGGCCAACCACCCACUUUGGUGGACAGGACCUGACUGGCUCAAGCUCUCUCAAUCGCUCUGGCCCACUACAUCAUUCAAGUUGUCAUGUUCACAUUCACUUCCAGAUACAAAACCUGUGCAACCAACUGCACUGCAAACUACAACAUUACCUCAGUUGGAACUUCUUACAAGAUUUUCUUCAUGGACGAAGCUGAUACAUGUAACUGCAUAUGUUCUACGCUUCACCAACCGCUGCCGAACUAAGAUCUCCUUGAAAUAUUUCAAGCCAGAAUCGUCUACUCUACAAGAUGUUCCAUUAACUACUUCUUCAAGACUUUCACUGCAAGAAAUCAACAAAGCUACAGUUUACAUUCUACAUCUAGUACAACAAGAAUCCUUCUCAAACGAAAUUUCUGCUCUUCAAAAAGGCCAGACUCCUUCAUUACCUCUUCAGCGUCUUUUGCCAUUCCUGGACAAAGAUGGUCUUCUCAGAGUUGGUGGACGACUGUCUAAUGCCUAUUUAAACUUCAACUCCAAGCAUCCUAUACUGUUGCCUAAACAACACUUCGUCACAAAUCUGAUCAUAGACUACUACCACAUUCUCUUCCUGCAUUGUGGACCGCAAUCACUACAAUCCCUCAUCUCUCAAAGGUAUUGGAUUUUAUCCGCAAGAAGCAAGAUAAGGAACAGAAUUUUCCGCUGCCUACGGUGCUACCGCUUCAAACCGAAGGUCACUGCGCCCCUAAUGGCUGACCUACCCGCAUCCAGAGUUCUACCUUCAAGAGCCUUUGAAUCUUCAGCUGUCGACUUCGCAGGUCCCUUCAACGUCAAGCUUUACCCUGUUCGCAGAUUACAACACAUCAAAGUCUACCUCUGCCUUUUCAUUUGCAUGACAACAAAGGCCAUCCACCUAGAAGUUGUGACAGAUUUGACAGCCGAUGCUUUUUUGGCCUCAUUGACUCGGUUCAUUUCCCGUCGAGGACUAGUCAGGAAUUUACACUCAGACAAUGCCACAAAUUUUGUCGGUGCUGCUCGACAACUCCGGAAAACGAUAGAGAUUAUUCUGCAAUCCCAUCCUGUCAACACUUGGCUUCUUGAGAAGGAAAUCACCUUUCACUUCAUUCCCCCUAGGUCUCCCCAUUUUGGAGGACUUUGGGAGCGUGCCGUACAAAGCGCUAAAUAUCACCUACGUAGAGUCAUAGGUGAGCAAGUUCUCACACUUGAAGAAUUCACUACUUUAACAUGUAGAGUUGAAGCAAUGCUAAAUUCACGCCCAAUUACCCCACUGUCGUCGGAUCCAUGUGAAUUAGAAGCUCUAACACCAGGUCAUUUCUUGACUUUUGGACCUCCUGCUCUUUUACCUGAAACGGAUCAGACAAGUACUCCUAUGAACCGUCUCAAGAGAUGGCAGUUGGUUCAAUCCGUUGCACAAAAUAUCUGGAAACGAUGGCAACGCGAUUACUUGUAUACCUUGCAGAAUCGCCCAAAAUGGACCACUCCCCAGAAGUACAUCAGCCCUGGCGAUCUUGUCAUUCUUCAAGAAGAUAAUCUCCCUCCACUCCAAUGGAAAAUGGGCAGAGUUAUUUCCUUAUUCCCUGGAAAGGACAAUGUUCCCAGAGUUGCCGAA
Macrosteles quadrilineatus (aster leafhopper) is the source of this 3606-nucleotide messenger RNA. RefSeq lists its product as uncharacterized. NCBI's taxonomy places the organism in Eukaryota, Metazoa, Arthropoda, Insecta, Hemiptera, Cicadellidae. The annotation marks the transcript as partial. Gene Ontology annotation, biological process: DNA integration. The record is from RefSeq and is a predicted model, not a curated record. The transcript has a single exon. Gene Ontology annotation, molecular function: nucleic acid binding.